Gastrolobium bilobum is the source of this 759-nucleotide messenger RNA. RefSeq names its product aquaporin TIP1-1-like. The coding region runs from base 1 to 759 and encodes 252 amino acids. The transcript is spliced from 2 exons. Gene Ontology annotation, biological process: water transport; transmembrane transport. Gene Ontology annotation, cellular component: plant-type vacuole membrane. Gene Ontology annotation, molecular function: water channel activity. The record is from RefSeq and is a predicted model, not a curated record. NCBI's taxonomy places the organism in Eukaryota, Viridiplantae, Streptophyta, Magnoliopsida, Fabales, Fabaceae.
AUGCCGUUCUACCAGUUCAGCUUCGGUAGUCACAAGGAUUUCUUGGCGCAAGACACCCGGAAGACCGCUCUGACCGAGUUCAUCGGCACAUUCAUCUUCGUCUUCGCCGGCUCCGGCUCCGGCAUCGCCAUCAACAAGCUAACCGGAGGCGCCGCCGCCACCCCCACCGUCCUCAUCGCCGCCGCCAUCGCCCACGCGUUCGCCUACGUCGUUGCCGUCUCCGUCGGCACAAACUUCAACGGCGGCCAAGUCAACCCCGCCGUCACCUUCAGCCUCUUCAUCUGUGGCUACAUAAACUUCAUCCGCGCCGUCUUCUUCUGGCUCGCUCAGCUCGCCGGCUCCCUCUGCGCCUGCUUACUCCUCAAGUUCGCCACCGGCGGAAAGAGUGUUCUGGCUUAUGGGCUUUCGGAUGGAAUGGGAGCGUGGAACGCGGUGGUGUUAGAGAUGGCGAUGACGUUCGGAUUGGUGUACACGGUGUACGCUACUUCUCGUGAUCCCAAGGUGAGUACUAAUUUAGAAACGAUUGCACCGAUUUCGAUCGGGUUCAUGGUUGGAGCGAAUAUUUUGGUGGGUGGGGCUUUUGAUGGGGGAUCCAUGAACCCGGCUUUAUCAUUUGGGGCUGCUGUAGUGACCUGGAGCUGGAACAAUCAUUGGGUCUAUUGGGUUGGGCCUCUUUUUGGUGGUACACUUGCUGGGCUUAUUUACGAGCUGGCCUUUGUUGUCCCAACCUAUCCACGGAGGGACCCAUUAUAUUCAUGA